Molecule: messenger RNA, 1350 nt
Organism: Osmia lignaria (orchard mason bee)
Lineage: Eukaryota; Metazoa; Arthropoda; Insecta; Hymenoptera; Megachilidae
Source: RefSeq, a predicted model, not a curated record
CUUCAUGUAUUGUUUCAAUUUUUUUUGGUGUACUUUUCUAAAUUUUAGUAAUUUAAAAAUUCAUAUACAUAUAAUGCAUAAUUCAAACAUAAUACUUCCACUGCAUUCUUUUAAUAGAAAAAUUUUCGCAACCGAUUUUAAUAUGAAUUCAAGACACAUAUACAAAAUCUUAAUAAUAUGUAAGUGAUGUUAUCUUUACAAAUGGAGGGUUAAAUAACCUGAUUAUUGAUUGGAGCAGUCUAUCAUGCCAAUUGUUUGGACUGAACACGAAACUUUGAAAUUAGUAACUCUUUAUAGCGAACAUGAGUGUUUAAGGAAUCCUUUGCAUCCUAAUUUUAAAGAUAAACUUUCUCGCUACAAAGCAUACAAAAAUAUUGUGGAUCACAUGAAUAUCUGUGGUUUGACAGUCUGUGAUUGUAUCAAAAGAAUCACUUACAUAAAAGCUCAAUAUUGUUAUGAAUUGUCUAAAAUCGGUGCAGCAAUAUCUUGCGAAAAGUUUUAUAAACCAACAGCAAGUUGGUUUCCAAUAAUACAUCAACUGUUUUUUCCAUUUAUAACACAGGAUUGUAUAAAUGAUUUCUGGAAGAUAAGUCAUGAUAAAAAAGAUGUAUUUAACGAUUAUCGUGAAGAAACAAAUAAGCAAUUAACCCGUUCGACUUCGAUGGAAUUAGAUACACCAGGAAGAGACUGUAUUUGUCCCUAUGCAAAUUGUCAUUGUGAUAUAUCCUACUUAACUAAAUCUCGCGCACAUGCCAAGAAAGUAACUAAAACUGAUGUUGGGAGUAAUAGCAGGAGAAGUAUUAAUACAGAACACGCAGCACAAACUGAUGUGUCCUAUUUCAAAAUCAAGGGUACAAGUUGUCAAAUACAUCUGGAAGAUGAUAUACUCACUGCAGAGGAUAGUAAAGGGAAAAAGAAAAGUUACGAAGAGUUUGAUAUGUUUGGAAAGAAUAUAGCGUGUCAACUACGCAACAUAGAUUUUGAAAUUGCUAUUAAACUGGAGAAACGUAUACAAGAUCUAAUUGCACAAGAACGUCUCGAUAAUAUGAAAGCAAACUGUUCGGAAUGUUAUACUUCGUCAAAUUGUAGCGAAUGUAAAAUUAUUCGUAAGGAAAUGGUUUGUAACUGUGGUUUGCCAGUGAUUAUGAUCAAGACAGAUCAAUGUUGCGAAUUUGAUUGCAAGCAAACACUUUAAGUGAAAAAAAAUUCUAUCGUACCCGUCAAAUAUUUAAAUGUUUAGCACACAGAUAUUUUAAACAAGAUCCAUAAUACACAGUACAUCAUUAAAUUGGUAUUUGUCUGUGUUGUAUUAUUACAAAAUUAAUUUAAUAAAUAAUCUAGUGGUGUGUA